UUCGCCAGGGCUCAGGCGGGGCGCUCGGUCAGGCGGUUACGACCAGGAGGCGUCGGAACCUGGCGUCGUAGGGCUGUGCUGCGCGGUCGGUCCUAUUCACCCUCGCCUGGCGCUCUCCGGCGUGGGCGGGCCGGACCUCCGCCGCUUCCAGGAAGGGCCGUGGGCCGUGGGACCCCAGCGAGGCGGCCAGUUACUUUGUAGUUUCACUCAGAAAAACAUAUGGAGACAUUUAUACCCAUUGAUUUGACAACUGAAAAUCAAGAGAUGGACAAGGAGGAAACCAACAGAAAACCAAGACUUUUAAAAUAUGAAGAGAAAAAACACGAAGAUAUAAAACCAUUAGAGACUCAACCAACUGAAAUAGCAGAAAAGGAAUUGGAAUAUAAAACAGUUAAAGCGUUCACUGAAUCUUUGAAGUCAGAGAAAACAGAAGAUUACCUUAAAGAAAAUAUAACUCAACAACAUAUGGUUUCUCCAGAACCAGCUUCGCUUAGGGAGAAAGGGAAGUCAUGGAGAAAAAAGGAUCAAACUCAUGCUUGUCCAAAAGUUAGGAAAGCCAGGCCUGUGUCAUAUGAUAGAACAGAACCAAAAGAUGAUGAUGUGAUAAGAAAUAUUAUUAGGCUACGAGAAAAGCUUGGUUGGCAAACUGUAUUACCGCAGCACAGUUUGAAAUAUGGAAGUUCCAAAAUUGCAGUUCAGAAGAUUACUUUAAAGAAACCUUUGGAAGAUGAUGGAGAAUUUGUAUAUUGCCUUCCUCGGAAAAGUCCUAAAGCCCUUUACAAUCCGUAUGAUCUUCAGGUAGUAUCGGCUCAUACCGCUAAACAUUGCAAAGAAUUUUGGGUUAUUACUGCUUCAUUUAUCUCAAAGGUCACUAAUAUCGUUGGUAGUAUAGAGGAAGUAGAACUCAUACCUACUUUGGAAUGGCUAUCAGAAAGAAGACAUUACUAUUUAUUACGUCAAUUCAAGAUAUUUUCUGAUUUCCGAAUGAAUAAAGCAUUUGUCACCUGGAAACUGAAUGUUAAAAGAAUUAAGACAGAGAAGAGCAGAUCAUUUUUGUACCACCAUCUUUUUUUGGCUGAUGACUUAUUUCAAGCCUGUUUACUUUAUAUAAGAGGACUUUGUGAAGAUGCAAUUAAUCUCAAAAAUUAUAAUGACCAUGAAAAUAAUCUAUCUGCCAUAUGCCUUGUAAAGCUGGAUAGUUCUCGAACAUAUUCUCUAGAUGAAUUUUGUGAAGAGCAGUUACAGCAAGCUACCCAGGCAUUGAAACAACUUGAGGACAUCAGGGAUAAGGCAAUUUCAGAGAUGAAAAGUACUUUUCUAAAGGUUGCAGAAAAGAAUGAAAUCAAAAGGUAUUUUGAGUCAAAACUCUCUGAAGAUGACACAACACAUUUCAAGCUGCCUAAAUAUAGACAUUUAUUAGAAACAUUUUUCAAGUUUGUAAUGCUGAUUGACUACAUAUUUCAGGAACUCAUUCGUCAACUUAUGAACACUGCAGUCACACUACUUUUGGAAUUAUUUAAUGGUUCUGCUGGAAUGCCAUUUUCAGUGGAAAAAAAGAAUGAAAAUCUCAUCAGAACAUUCAAGGACAACUCUUUUCCUACUGGAAAGACAACAAAUGAUUAUGAAGAACUUGUUGAUAAUUCAAAGACACAUGCUAUUUCUGUUCAAAAGUCAGAAGUAAAAACAGACUCUGAUAUUAGUGAGAUUUUGUAUAGUGUUGAAGUGGGGAAGGAUUUGAGAAAAACAUAUGCACCAAUAUUUGAAGUAAAUCUAUGCUUGAGAAUUCCUGCUGAGAGUGAUUCUUCAGAAAAUCCUAAAGAGAACUUUCACGAAUCUGACCUGUGCCCUGAAGAGUGUGUAAUGUUUGAAGAUGAAAUGUCAGAAAAUAAAGACAAAUGUGUCAAAAAACACUCAAGUGAAGAAUUGCUCCCAAAAGCCAAGAAAUCAAAAGAAAUUAGUUACAAUCUUGAAGAUAUUCUUUCAGACACAGAAAGUGAGACUGAGUUUGAGAAUAAAUACAUGUAUUAUGAAUUUCCAGAAUUUCCUACAAAUCUCUUUAUAGAUCCCAACAGAUUGGAGUUUUCAGUAAAAAUUCAAAAUAUGUUGACUAAUAUGGAAAAAUGUAUAACCACAAUUACUCCUCUUUGCCAAGAUCCUCACCUGUCUAUCUUCAUUGAUUUGGUUUCAACAAUGGAUUUACCUAAUAAGAUAGGAAGCAUAAUACAUUAUACAGAGCAGACCAGAUGGCCAGAUUGUCACAUCCUUUUUGAAAUGGAUCCUGCCUACCAAAAUAUAAUUGUGAAUCUCCUGACUAUUGUUGGUAAUUCAAUGGGCCUAGUUAAUGCUUACAGCUGCAAGUUUAUAAAGUAUUGUACCAUGGUAGAAAAGGCCAAAAUCAUGAGUAUGAAAAUAUCAUCUAUGGGAGAAUUAACUUCAAAAGAAUUUGAAGCUAUUUUAAAUAGAUUCAGAAAUUAUUUUAGACAUAUUGUGAAUAUGGCCAUUGAGAAGCGUAUUGGUAUUUUCAAGGUUGUAAGUCUUGAUUAUCAAUCAGAAUGCUUACCGUAUAUUGACAACGUCAUACAUAUGAGUCACACCCUCAUGCGAUCUGUAAUUGAAAAAAAGAACAAAAAUUUAUUGGAAGUUGUGGAAUCAUCAUUGCAGCAGCUGGAAUGUGAUCCCACUGAAAUAGAAGAAUUCGUGGAGCAUUUUAUUUUUUUGAAUACAAUUUCCUCAAAAAUAUCUAAAUUAGAAAAAGAGUACUUAACAAUUUCUCAGCUAUAUUCUGUUGUAACCCAUCACCAGACCCAUAUUUCAGAAGAGCAAAUUGCCAUAUUCCAAGUUCUUCAUAUUAAGUUUAGUCAACUAAAAUCAUCUAUGAAGUUAAGUAUAGUAAAUAAAGACACUGCUUUAACUAAAUUCAGAGAUAACUUGGAAGCAUGUAUCAGUGGUCUGCGUGUUGAUGUUAGCAAUUUAAAAGCCAAGAUAAGAACUCCUCUUUUGUUAUGUGCUGGUACUCAAGUGUCAACGGCAAUGGAAAUGAUCCAGACUCUCUCAGGGGAAGCUGCAAGUUUAACUAACAAAGCUAAAGCAUAUUCAAGCUAUCAGGAUUGUUUCAGUGAUUCUCAAUCUCAUAUGCAUUCUAUUAAUGUGGAAGAAAUUACACAGAUUGUGCUUUCAGAGAUCUCUGACAUUGAAUGUGACUUGACUUUGAGGAAAAAAUUAUGGGAAGCACAAGAGGAGUGGAGGCAAGCCUCUUCGGAAUGGAGGAAUUGUUCUCUUCAAAGUAUUGAUGUUGAAUCAGUACAGAAAAAUGUUUCAAAACUGAUGCACAUAAUCUCGGUAUUAGAAAAAGGUUUACCUAAAAGCGAUAUGCUGACACAUCUUAAGCAAGUGGUAACAGAGUUUAAACAAGAGCUGCCUAUCAUUAUAGCUCUGGGAAAUCCCUGUCUCAAGCCAAGGCAUUGGGAGGCUCUCCAGGAGACUAUUGGGAAGUCAGUUACCCUUGAUAAAAACUGUAAAGUAGAGAAUCUUCUAGCUCUCAAGAUGUUUCAGUAUGAAAAUGAAAUAAAUGAUAUGUCAACUUCAGCAACUAAUGAAGCUGCUCUUGAAAAAAUGCUAUUUAAGAUUAUUGAUUUUUGGAACAUUACUCCUUUGCAUUUAGUUCUUCACCACACAGAGAUUUACUCUAUCUUCAUAAUACCAUCUAUAGAUGACAUAUCAGCUCAGUUAGAAGAGUCUCAAGUCAUACUUGCAACAAUUAAAGGAUCUCCCCACAUUGGGCCCAUUAAGGAUCUUGUGAAUGAAUGGGAUCAAAACUUGACUCUCUUCUCUUACACCCUUGAGGAAUGGAUGAAUUGUCAAAGAAAUUGGCUUUAUCUUGAACCAAUCUUUCAUUCUUCAGAAAUAAGAAGGCAACUCCCAGCAGAAACAGAACUUUUCUCUCAAGUGAUUUCCAUGUGGAAAAAAAUAAUGUCAAAAAUACAAAACAAGCAGAAUGCUUUGCAAAUAACCACUUCUGCAGGAGUCCUUGAAAUUCUGCAAAAUUGUAAUAUACAUCUUGAACAUAUAAAGAAAAGCCUUGAGGAUUACCUUGAAGUUAAAAGAUUAAUUUUCCCAAGAUUUUACUUUCUUAGCAAUGCUGAACUUCUUGAUAUUCUAGCUGAUAGCAGAAAUCCUGAGUCUGUACAGCCUCAUCUUGUGAAAUGUUUUGGAAAUGUAAAACAAUUAUUGAUAUGGAAACAAGACAUUGGCCCUCCUGCUGUAAAAAUGCUAAUAUCUGCUGAAGGGGAAGGUCUCGUGCUGCCAAAGAAAAUUCGUGUAAGAAGCGCUGUAGAACAGUGGCUGGUAAAUGUAGAAAAAAGCAUGUUCGAUGUGCUAAAAAAAUUUUUAAGUCAAGGGAUUGAAGACUGGAACUGCCGGACGUUUUCCCAAUGGGUGUUAUCUCAUCCAGGACAAGUGGUACUUACUGUGAGCCAGAUCAUGUUUUAUAAUGAUUGUAUUAAAAGUUUUGUGAGUUCUUAUUCAAGAGAAAAAUUGGAAAAAGUCCACGCUGGUCUGAUAUGUCAUCUAGAAGAGGUUGCAGAGCUGGUAGUACUGGAUACUAGUAACUCUCGAACAAAAGCUGUACUAGGGGCACUGCUUACCCUUUAUGUUCACUGCAGAGAUAUAGUGAUAAAUUUACUACUAAAAAGUAUCUUCAAUGCAGAGGAUUUUGAGUGGACAAGACAUUUGCAAUAUAAAUGGAAUGAAAAACAAAAAUUGUGCUAUGUAUCUCAAGGAAAUGCCAGCUUUACUUAUGGCUAUGAGUACUUGGGCUGUACCUCAAGAUUGGUUAUUACACCUCUCACAGACCGAUGCUGGCUAACUCUCAUGGAAGCACUACACUUGAAUCUAGGAGGCUGUCCUGCUGGUCCAGCUGGUACAGGAAAAACUGAGACUGUCAAAGAUCUGGCAAAAUCCUUAGGCAAACAUUGUGUGGUCUUCAACUGUUUUGAGGAUCUGGAUUAUAAGAUAGUGAGAAAAUUCUUCUUUGGACUAGUUCAGUCAGGAGCUUGGAGUUGUUUCGAUGAAUUCAAUCUAAUUGAUUUGGAAGUUCUCUCUGUCAUUGCUUCACAGAUCCUAACAAUUAAGGCUGCAAAAGACAACUAUUCUGCCAGAUUUGUACUGGAAGGAAAAGAAAUUCGUAUCAAUAUGUCUUGUGCAGUAUUUAUCACCAUGAAUCCCAGAUACAAAGGUGGAGUAGAGCUCCCAGAUAACUUAAAAUCUCUGUUUCGCCCAGUGGCAAUGAUGGUGCCCCAUUAUCAAAUGAUUGCUGAAAUAAUAUUGUUUUCAUUUGGUUUCAAAUCUGCAAAGUCACUCUCUGAAAAGUUAACUAACCUUUAUGAAUUAGCGUGCAAACAGCUCUCACAACAGGAUCAUUAUAAUUUUGGCUUGAGAUCUCUGAAGAUAGUUUUAAUAAUGGCUGGAACGAAGAAACGGGAGUUUAAAUGUGAUACCAGUGACAAUCUUUCUGAAGCAGAUGAAACCUUGAUUGUUAUCGAGGCUAUAAGAGAAGCUAGUUUGCCCAAAUGUCCUCCUGAAGAUGUCCCACUUUUUGAAAAUAUUAUAGGAGAUAUUUUUCCAGAAGUGACAGUUUUAAAAGUAAAUCAACUUGCCUUGGAGAAAGUAAUAUGUAUUGCAACUCAGCAAUUGGGUUUACAAAACUGGUCAUCUCAGAAAGAGAAGAUUAUACAGUUUUAUAAUCAACUUCGGGUUUGUGUUGGUGUGAUGUUAGUGGGCCCAACAGGUGGAGGAAAGACAACAGUCAGAAAAAUUUUGGAAAAAGCAUUAACACUAUUACCAAUUGCAGACUUCUUAUCAGUUACAGAAAGAAAAUCUGCUUCAAAGAUUUCAGGAAGAAAAGGAAAAGUAGACAUUUGUGUUUUAAAUCCAAAGUGUAUCACUCUCAGUGAACUAUAUGGACAACUGGAUCCUAAUACUAUGGAAUGGACUGAUGGAUUAUUAUCAGCAACAAUUCGAAGUUAUGUGUAUUUUAACACACCAAAGAACUCAAAGAAAGACAUUGAUCUCAGACUAAAGUCAAGAAUCUCAGAUUUAUCCAAUGUUUUCAAACUUGAUGCCUCUGAUAUGACAGAUACUGAUGAUAAUAUUUUUGAGGAGAUAGAGAAAGUUGUUAAAAUUCCAGAAAAUCACAAUUUUGAUUGGCAGUGGAUUAUCUUAGAUGGCCCAGUGGACACCUUUUGGGUAGAAAAUCUGAACUCUGUGCUAGAUGAUACUAGAACAUUAUGCCUAGCAAACAGUGAGAGAAUAGCUUUAACUAAUAAAAUAAGAGUGAUUUUUGAAGUGGACAGUCUCUCUCAGGCCAGUCCUGCUACUGUCAGCCGAUGUGCCAUGGUCUAUAUGGAUCCUGUUGAUCUGGGAUGGGAGCCUUAUGUUAAGUCAUGGCUUCUGAAAACUUCUAAAAUUAUAAGUCAAUCAGGAGUGGAUUGUCUUGAAUUCAUGAUUAAAAAUAGUGUCACAGACGGACUACAAUUUAUAAAGAAUCGUCAGAAAUUUCAGCCAUAUCCUAUGGAGGACAUAACAAUCAUCAUAACCCUCUGCAGAAUUCUUGAUGCUUUCUUUGACUUCAUGGGUAAAAAUGGAGGAUUUGAACAAAGUAAUGAUUUGAGUGACACGUCAUCUAAGGAGGCAAAUUCUCGAAGAGAUUCUGUCACAUUCAAGGAUAUAGAAAAGAGGGAUGAAAAUACGUGGUGUCCAGAGAAAUAUCCUGAUAAAUUAACAAAAAUUAUUCAAAAGCUUUUUGUGUUUGCCUUUACUUGGGCAUUUGGAGGAGCUUUAAACCGUGAAGAUGAACACAGAGAAAAUAUACCAUUUUGUCCCAGUUUUGAACCUGAUUCUCUUGCAAAAGUAACAUACGAUUUUGACAAACUUAUUCAUGAAUUAUUUGGAAGCAAUUCACAAGUAGGCAUCAACCUACCAACUGGUGAAUGUUCUAUCUUUGGAUAUUUUGUGGAUAUAGAGCAAUGUGAAUUCAUACCUUGGUCAGAGUUAGUUCCUAAUGAUCAGACACUAAUUCAAAGAGGAACUUCAUUACUAACUAAUCUUCAAAGAUCUGGCGAAAACUUCUUGAAGAUAACAGAAUGUGGAGAAUGCAUUAAUUAUACUGCUACCAGAGACACAACAUGCCUUUCUUUUCUCAUGAGCCUUCUUUUAAAGAAUUCCUGCCCUGUACUUCUCACAGGAGAAUCUGGUGUUGGGAAAACUGCUGCCAUUAAUCAAAUGCUUGAAAAGUUAGAGGGUCCAGGAGCAUUUGACAUAAAACAUGGUUCAAUUUUAGGAGAUACCCUAUUGUAUAGUGAAACUAAAAAAUCAAGUAGCCUGAAACGGAAUAUCAGCAUCUUGAUUCCUGAAGCUCAUAAGACAGCAACUGGAAGUUCAAUUGGCAUCACAGAUAAUCCCACUAAAAAGCCAGAAGUUAGAACUGAUAAAAAGUUACUUAAAAAUCAUGGUCAUAAAGGAGUUGUAGUCUCUACAAUAAAUUUUAGCACCAAUAUGACAGCUGCCAAAACCAAAGAGAUGAUUCUUAAGAAGUUAAUAAGAAGAACUAAAGAUACUCUUGGAGCACCAAAAAACAACAGGAUUAUAGUAUUUAUUGAUGAUAUGAAUAUGCCAGUAUCGGAUACGUAUGGAGCACAACCACCCCUGGAAUUGAUAAGACAAUUGUUAGAUUUGGGAGGGGUUUAUGAUACUGCAAAAAAUACAUGGAAGAAUAUUCAAGAUCUGUCUAUAGUUGCAGCUUGUGUUCCAGUUGUGAAUGAUAUCAGCCCACGUCUUCUCAAACACUUUUCCAUGCUGGUAUUACCUCAUCCUUCACAAGACAUCUUAUGUACUAUUUUCCAGGCUCAUUUGGGAAUUUAUUUCUCCAUCAAUAACUUCAUACCUGAAGUUCAGAAAAGUAAGGAUCAGAUAAUAUCUUGUUCCCUAGCUAUAUACCAUCAAGUACGUCAGAAUAUGUUACCAACUCCAACAAAAUGUCACUACAUGUUUAAUCUUCGAGAUAUGUUUAAGCUUCUCCUGGGAUUGCUGCAAGCUGACAGGACUGUUAUUAACUCCAAAGAGAUGGCUGCUCUGCUCUUUGUUCAUGAAGUCACCCGAGUAUUUCAUGAUCGCUUAAUUGAUUUCACUGAUAAAAGCCUUUUCUAUCGGUUGCUUUCAAAGGAACUUGAGAACUAUUUUCAGAUUCAGUGGACCCAAGAAAACCUGAUGAAUCACUCAACUGUAUUUUUGGACUUCUUGGAUAUAAACAAGACUCAUAGAAGAAAGAUCUAUCAGAAUACCAAUGACUAUAAUAAACUUGCCAGUGUACUUAAUGAAUUCCAAAUGAAGUUGGGUUCAGUUUCUUUGGAGCUUUCUCAUUCCAUGGUGUUCUUCAGGGAAGCCAUAGAACACAUCACAAGAGCAACAAGGGUUCUUCGACAACCAGGGAGCCACAUGUUACUGAUUGGAAUAGAUGGAUGUGGGAAAAAAACAUGUGCAACCUUGGCCUGUUAUCUGACAGAUAACAAACUAUACCGAGUGCCUAUAUCUCACAAAUGUGCCUACAUCGAAUUCAAAGAAGUUUUUAAAAAGGUGUUUAUUCACGCAGGAUUAAAAGGGAAACCCACUGUUCUGAUGGUUCCCAAUUUAAACAUAGAGCAAGAUUUAUUUUUAGAAGAUUUGAACUACAUCAUCAAUUCAGGAAGAAUACCUGACCUGUUUGAAAAUGUUGAGCUGGAUUCUAUUGCGACGAAAAUCAGAUCUCUUACUGAACAGUCUGGUCAUAUGGAUAAUAGGCAAUCUUUACUUUCACUCUUUCAAAAGAGAAUAUAUAAAAAUCUUCAUAUUUUUGUGAUCAUGAGUCCUGAAGGACCUAGCUUCCGCCAAAAUUGUAGAGUAUAUCCUUCUAUGAUUAGCUCCUGCACGAUCGAUUGGUACGAGAGGUGGCCAGAAGAAGCUCUCCUUAUUGUAGCUAACUCAUUCUUAAAAGAAAAAGUCAAUUUUGAGAACAGAGAGAUGCCCAGAUUCAGAUUCUGCAAUGCCUGGGUCUCUUCACUAUGCUGUCCACAUGGUGGAACAGCAGAUUUCUAUGAAGGAAAACAGUCUCCAUUCUGCAUACCAGAUUCUAUGAACUUGAAAGAAAAACUUGCCCCAACCUGUGUCCAAAUCCACAAAAGCAUGAAAGACUUGAACAGAAAAUACUUUGAAGAAACUGGAAGAUUUUAUUAUACCACUCCCAGUAGCUACUUGCAAUUUAUGGAAACAUUUGCACACAUUUUGAGGGCACGAGAGGAAGAGAUGCAAACAAAGAGGGAUCGCUUCCAUAUGGGUCUAUCCACAAUCCUGGAAGCAACCACACUAGUUACAGAAAUGCAGGAAGAGCUCUUGAUUCUUGGCCCUCAAGUAGAACAAAAAACAAAGGAAACAGAAACUCUAAUGGAAAAACUACGGAAAGAUUCACAAGUAGUUGAGAAAGUUCAGAUGCUUGUUAAACAGGAUGAAGAAAUUGUGGCAGAAGAAGUAAGAAUUGUGGAAGAUUAUGCUCAGAAAACUGCCAAUGAACUAAAAAGUGUGCUGCCAGCCUUAGACAAGGCAAUUGUGGCUCUGAAUGCCCUGGAUAAAGCUGAUGUCGCUGAAUUAAGAGUAUACACACGGCCUCCCUUCCUCGUACUGACUGUCAUGAAUGCAGUGUGUAUACUUCUGCAAAAGAAACCUAACUGGGCAACGGCAAAGUUACUUCUUUCAGAAACUGGUUUCCUGAAAAAAUUGAUUAACCUUGACAAGGACAGCAUACCUGAUAAGGUUUUCAUGAAGCUAAAAAAAAUUUUAACCUUACCUGAUUUCAACCCAAACAAGAUUGCGCUGGUUUCUGUUGCUUGUUGCUCCCUGUGCCAGUGGGUUAUAGCUUUGAAUAACUACCAUGAAGUACAGAAGGUUGUGGGCCCUAAACAAAUCCAAGUAGCUGAAGCUCAAAACGUCCUUAAAAUUGCGCGACAAAGACUGGCUGAGAAACAAAGAGGUUUACAGCUGGUUGAAGAACAUUUGCUGUUUUUACAGGCAGCUUACAAAGAUACCGUUGCUGAAAAACAACUAUUAGCAAAUCGGAAAAAAAUGGCCAGCAGGCGCUUUCAGUGCGCGUCAGUCUUACUAACUGUCCUGGAAGAUGAGAAGACUCGAUGGCAAGAAACAAUCAAUCAAAUAGAUAACAAAUUAGAAGGAAUUUUGGGUGACAUACUUCUUUCAGCAGCAUGCAUUGUAUACAGUGGAAUUUUAACACCAGAAUUUCGCCAGUUGAUUGUGAAUAAAUGGGAGACUUUCUGCACUGAAAAUGGCAUUUCUUUGUCUUCCAACUUCUCUUUAAUUAAAGUUAUGGCACAAAAAUAUGAGAUCAGCCGAUGGCAUAAUCAGGGACUACCUCAUGGUCAGUAUUCAGUAGAGAAUGCCAUCUUGAUCAAGAAUGGCCAGCAGUGGCCACUGCUGAUUGACCCACAUAGGCAAGCUCACAACUGGAUCCGUCAGAUGGAAGGAUCCAGGCUGCAGAAGCUCUCCAUUGAAGACAGCAAUUACACCAAAAAAAUUGAAAAUGCUAUGAAGACAGGAGGGAGUGUCCUCCUGCAGAAUCUCCUUGAGACAUUAGCUCCAGGCUUAAAGGCAAUUCUGAAAAAGGAUAUCUAUCAGAAAAAAGGACACUAUUUCAUAAGGGUUGGUGACGCUGAGAUCGAAUACAAUUCAAAUUUUAGGUUAUACUUAUCUACAGAAAUAGACAACCCCCAUUUUCUUCCAUCAGUUUAUAACUUUGUUACUAUGAUCAACUUCACUGUAACAUUCCAAGGUUUACAAGAUCAACUCUUGUCUACUGUGGUAACUCAUGAAGUUCCUCAUUUAGAAGAUCAACGUUCCAAGUUACUGGAGAGUAUUUCCCUUGAUGCCGUAACUCUUGAAGAACUAGAGGAAAAAACAUUAAAUUUACUGCAGAAAGCACAAGGAUACGCGUUAGAUGAUGAAGAAAUUAUAGAUACUUUAAGAAAAUCCAAAAUGACAUCAAAUGAAAUUUCAAAGCGCAUUGAAGCAACAAAAAAAGCUGAAAGUGAAAUCCAAGCAAUACGUAAAAACUAUCUCCCCAUUGCAACCCGAGGUGCCCUGCUCUACUUUCUAGUAGCUGGUCUCACGCAAAUCAACUACAUGUACCAGUUCUCCCUAGACUGGUUUCAUCAGGUUUUUGUUUUGUCAGUAGUUUCCAAAAGCAAAGAACAAGAACAUAGUUUUAAAAGGGAGAAAGUGUCUCCAAAAGAAGUUCAUGAGAUUAUAAAUAUUUCAAAAGAACCCAACUUGGAAAAUGAGAAAAAUCUCUUAGAUAAGCAUAUUAAAAGUGCAAUGGAUGUGUUGACAAAAAGUAUUUUUAAGGUGGUUUCUUCAGCUCUAUUUAAUGAAGAUAAACUUUGCUUCUCUUUUCGGCUUUGUACUGCAAUCAUGCAAAAUAAUGCUAAUGGAAAUCUAAUACAGGAUGACAUUGGAUUCCUACCAGAAGAAGAAUGGAACAUCUUUUUAUAUUCUGGCAUAUUGAUAAAUAUUAAAAGUGCAUUAUCCCAGUCUAGACUUACUAGCACAUUUGAAAUAGAUGAAAGUCAGCAUCUUCAGUGGCUGUCAGAUUCUAGAUGGAGGCAGUGCCAAUAUGUCAGCGCUCACCUGGAACCAUUUUCACUUCUGUGCAAAUCCCUUUUAUCAAAUGUAUCACAAUGGGAUACUUUUAAGAACAGUAAAGCAGUUUAUUCUCUGAUCAGCACACCUUUCUCUUCAGAAAAUGCUUCAUUGGAGGAAAAUACAAAACCACCAGAGGAGACUGAACUUUUGAAUGAAAAUAAAGAAACAUGUAAUCCUAUAAAUUUUCCCUGGGAGAAACUCACUUCAUUUCAAAGACUUAUUUUGAUAAAAAUUCUUAGACCAGAAAGUUUAAAUAAUUCAGUGAGAAAGUUUAUAACUGAAAAAAUGGGAAAUGAAUAUCUUCAAAGAACUGGAGUUAAUUUGAAAGAUGCAUAUAAAGAAUCCAAUGCCAGAACUCCGCUGAUACUUAUUCAGUCUCAUGUUCGUUAUACAGGGAUCGACCUUACCAAUAUUCUCCUGAGAUUUGCACAAGAGUUAAAAGGAACAACACAUCAUGUGACCAUAAUUUCUCUGGGCCGUGACCAGGCAGCGAAAGCUGAAGACCUCAUUUUAAAGGCACUAACGAAAACACAACAAUGGGUCUUCCUCCAGAACUGCCAUCUUGCAGCCUCAUUUAUGCCAAGGCUUUGCGCAAUUGUAGAAUCCUUUAAUAGUCCAGACAUGACAAUAGACCCUGAGUUUCGGCUAUGGUUAAGCUCAAAAUCAUACAGUUCUUUUCCAAUUCCUAUUCUUAAAAAGGGUUUAAAGAUUGCCAUGGAAUCUCCCCAGGGAUUGAAAAGUAAUUUACUUCAGACAUUUGGAUGUACUGGGAGUGGAGAGGUAACAGAAGAGAUAUUUGAAAAUCCUGACUGUGGACAAUGGUGGAAAAAACUUUUAUUUAGCCUAUGUUUUUUCAAUGCUGUGAUCAAUGAGAGAAAAAGUUAUGGAAUAUUGGGCUGGAAUAUUGCUUAUAAAUUUAAUUCUUCAGACUUGGGGGUUGCCAUUAAGGUGUUGGAAAAUUCCCUAAGAGGACAGCCCAGUAUUUCAUGGCAAGCACUGCGCUACCUGAUUGGAGAAGUGAUUUACGGUGGCCGGGUAAUUGAUAAUUGGGACAAGCGAUGCUUGAAGACCCUGCUCUACAAAUUUUGUAAUCCUGAAGUGCUGAAAGAUGACUUCAGUUUCUCCAGUGAUGGGAUAUGUCAGCCAGUUCCAGGAUCUGCAAGCAUAAAGGACUACAUACACAUUAUCCAGUCCUUACCUGAUGACGACCCUCCCGAGGUCUUAGGAAUACACCCAGAGGCCAUCAGGAGCUGCUGGGAGACCCAAGGCGAAGAGUUUAUUGAAAAUCUGAUUGCCAUGCAACCAAAAACUACCACUGCCAACCUCAGGAUCAGACCUGAGCAGAGUAAGGAUGAACUGGUGAUGGAAAUUCUAUCCGACUUGCUAAAGCGGCUGCCAUUGACAGUGGAGAAAGAAGAAAGUGCUGUUGGAACUCCAAGCACAUUGAAGAGCAUGAUGUCAAGCUCCAUUUGGGAGUCUCUUUCUAAAAAUCUCGAAGAUCAUGACCCCCUUAUCCAUUGUGUCUUGCUAACCUUUUUGAAGCAAGAAAUUAAACGAUUUGAUAAGUUAUUAUUUGUCAUACAUAAAUCCUUAAAAGAUCUUCAACUUGCUAUAAAAGGAGAGAUCAUCCUCACCCAAGAAUUGGAGGAAAUACUUAACUCUUUUCUUAAUAUGAGAGUGCCUACAUUGUGGCAGAAACACGCCUACAGAUCAUGUAAGCCACUGAGUUCCUGGAUUGAUGAUCUCAUCCAGCGACUGAAUUUCUUCAAUACUUGGGCCAAAGUGGCUUAUACUGCAAUACAGCGUCGGUAUAUGAGAUUUGUCACAAUUUGGAAGCAGUCUAUUCCAUCAUCUAGCCAAAAACGCAAACACCCUGAGGAGUCAGAGAACAAUUUCAUUGAGGGAUUUCCUUCAAGAUACUGGCUCCCAGCUUUCUUCUUUCCACAAGCCUUUCUUGCUGCUGUGCUUCAAGACUAUGGGAGGUCCCGAGGAAUCUCUGUGGAUACCCUCACCUUCACCCACCAUGUGAUUUCCGACACCACUGACAAGGAUGAGAAGUUCUCCGUAUUUAUGCCAAAGAAACUCAAUAUAGUCAGGAGAGCAUUUAAGGGCUUGGAUUCCUCUCACACUGGAGUUUACAUUUUUGGUUUAUUCAUCGAGGGGGCAAGAUGGAAUCGCGAACAAAAGAUACUGGAAGACUCGCUGCCUCUGGAGAUGUGCUGUGAUUUUCCCGACAUACACUUUUUGCCAACAAAGAUUUCUACCGAAACACCAAAUGCUUCCAACCAGACAGAUUCAGAAUGCUAUACUUUUGAAUGCCCAGUUUACCAGACACCUGAGAGGUCAAGAAUUUUAGCAACUACUGGUUUACCAAUAAACUUUUUAACAUCAGUGUAUUUAUCAACGAAGAAACCUCCUAGUCACUGGAUCACAAUGCGGGUUGCAUUGCUUUGUGAGAAGAAUGAAAAAUAAAUGUCCAUACCAAACCAUUUUAA
Molecule: messenger RNA, 14231 nt
Organism: Cercocebus atys (sooty mangabey)
Lineage: Eukaryota; Metazoa; Chordata; Mammalia; Primates; Cercopithecidae
Gene: DNAH14
Product: dynein, axonemal, heavy chain 14
Exons: 87
Coding region: 220-14208 (4662 amino acids)
Biological process (GO): microtubule-based movement
Cellular component (GO): dynein complex
Molecular function (GO): minus-end-directed microtubule motor activity; dynein intermediate chain binding; ATP binding
Source: RefSeq, a predicted model, not a curated record